This is a messenger RNA of Sarcophilus harrisii (Tasmanian devil), 2088 nucleotides long. RefSeq names its product tetratricopeptide repeat domain 23 like (gene TTC23L). The transcript has 14 exons. Lineage: Eukaryota; Metazoa; Chordata; Mammalia; Dasyuromorphia; Dasyuridae. Gene Ontology annotation, molecular function: protein binding. The record is from RefSeq and is a predicted model, not a curated record. Bases 280 to 1722 code for a protein of 480 amino acids.
GUCCCAUUGUGUGGCGCGCCGGGCUGAAGACAGUAGGAGAAGAAGGGUCGCUAGUUCCCCACAGCUCCCAUUCCGCAGCCCGGCGUAGGAUGCGCUCUCCUGGUUGCAAAGUGCCCUGACAUUUCCACGGGAAACCAGUGUAGUUUCCUGGAGGGAUUUUCAAGGUCAUUUAUGAUUUCAUCAUGCAGCAUAAAAGAGACCAUCAUCACAACUGACGUUUCUGUAGUGCUAUAAAGCCUCUUUUUUUAAACAUUACACCCCAUAACUCACAACAGGACUAUGGGGAUGAAGAUGAAAUCUUGCCCUAUCUACAUCCCUACUGAGGUCAGCAACACAAUCUGGGACUCCUGUUUCCACAUGGAAAAGGAAACCAGAACAUUGGUUGCUGAGCAGAGGAGUGAAUCAAAUCCUAGUGAUGAAUUUGGAGAUAGUGAAGACAAAGAAAAUGAAACUGACAAGGUAGCAAGGAAUGCAGAUUAUAUGUCUGUUCCGAAGGAGAAAUUAAACAAGUCACAGAGAAAAGCUGAGUCUCUGAUUAAGGCAAAAAAGAACUGCCAGGCAAACCAGGAACUGAUUCGCUGUGUUACAUUUUCCCGAAUUGUUUUUGGAACAGAACACUGGAGAUAUGCCCAAGCAUUAACCAACCUGGCUUAUGGAUAUCUGACUCUGAGAGAACUCCCUGUUCAGGCCAAGCAACAUGCUGAGUCUGCAAAGAAUUCCCUACUGACCUGGAAGGGCUCAGCAAUCUCAGAUUUGGAUAAGAAAGAGAUCCUUGGCACAUUGGUGACAUUAUACUAUACUUUGGGAAUGUCGGACCUUAUGCAGAACCAUGGUAAGGAAGCUUAUUACAAUCUUCAGAAAUCUGAGAAGAGCAUGGAGGAACUGUGGGAAUGUCAUGAUGGAGCCACAGUUAGAGAUUUAAAAGUCUCUGAGAAAGAUCUUAUAAUUGCUUUGGGCAGGGCUGCUUUGCAACUUCACCGAUUGAACUUGUCUGUGAAUUACUUUGAAAAAGCAAUCACCCAUGUUAUCUCAUCCAAGGGUGAUUCCGCAUCAGAACUGAUCAGCCUGUAUCAGGAAGCUGCACAGGUUGAACAGCUCAGGAAAAACCAUGACCGAGCUAUAGAACACUUGCUGCAGGCUCAUUCUAUCUGCGUGGCUUCUUACAAAGAACUCAGUGCUGAAGCUGCUAAGACAGGGUUCUUGCUAGCUAAAGCUUAUGCCACAUCUGGAGAACCACAACACAGGGAUGCUGCUGAACUAUAUUUUACAAGCAGUCUCAAGGCAUACCAAGCUGCACUGGGCCCAGAUAAUUAUCACACAAUGUGUGCCACUGAGGAAUUCAGCAAAUGGCUUCUCCAAAUUGGAGAAAAACAGGAGGCUUAUAAACUUCUGAAGAACUCACUGAAGUCCCAAUUGAUGAGCUAUGGUGACUAUAGUGAGAAAGUGGCGGAAACUUUCUAUAUUCUGGGCAGCAUCUGCCUAGCCAAGGGAGAAAUAAGAAAGACCACCCAACUGCUAAAAAAGUGUUUGGAAAUUCAAAUACUUAUUUAUGGAACAGAUCACAAAAAAACCAGAGAGACACAAAAACUGUUGACCUUGCUACAGAGGCUGAAGAUGACGUCUUUGAGGAAUACAAGUAGCACUUUUCAUGGUAUCAGUCCAGUUCCUAGCAGGUCUUCUGGUAUCAUUGAAAGGGAAAAUAGACAAGAAAGACAGAAAUAAAUCAAAUUUUGUUGAUAACUUCUGGGUCUCAUGCUCUGUAUAACAAUAGUUGAUAUCAUAGGAGAAAGACAUUGGAUUCUAUUAAGCACUCCAUGGAAAACCUUUUCUUCAAAGCAUCAAAGAAUGUUGUCUUUAAAAUAUCUGCUACAUACUAUCUGCCUGAUCUCUUUAACUUGAUGAAGCAAAAUUUUGGACUUUUAUGUGUACCUUAUUUGAAAUUAUUUUUCCCUGGGUACUUGUUUCUUCUGUUAUGCUUUUUGUUGUUGGUAUCUGAGGUGUUUAUUGUAAAUAUUUGUAUGUACUAUUGACGAGACAUUUUAUAAUGCCAUGACUUAAUGAUCAUAAAAAUAAAAUACCUUCAUUUUG